CUGCGCAUACCACUGCGCUACGGAGGCCGUCAAAGGACGUUGUUGAAAAUAGACCUUGAGCUAAAUAGCAUCAUCAUUUUAAAUCUUUUUUGUUUUAAAGCUUUUUGCAAGUGGAAAAUUUGGUAUAUACGUAGGUAGUACAACAUAAUAUUACUCGUAAAAAAACAACAUUUAUACUAAAUUCCAUAAAUUAUUCAUAUUUAAUGUUUAUGAAUUUAGGAACCUUACACAUAAUUGUAACUCGUAUAAAUUGCGAAUCUUAUUUAUUUCGAAAAUUGCGUUCGUCGCGACCGCAUUUAAUACUGUUUUAAAGAGAUUCUUUAAACUUUAAAUAUGGUAACUUUGUGUCGUAUUGGAUUGUGUAUUUUGUUUAUUGGUGCUAUCAAUGCGCAAGAUCAAGAUUCAGUUCACGCCUCAAGAGAAAUCGUUGUUCAUACGAACACAAAAACUAAAAAAUUGCAACGUAUAUCACUAGUAGAUUUGUUUAUAGAAGAUCUUACUGAACAACAAUGGGCAAAAGACGAAAUUGUUUGUUCAAGAAAAGUCUUAAAAAUAUUGCACAAUGUGAAAAAUUCCACAUUAUGGGCAACUUGGAUAUGGGAUUCAAUGCAGAGCCCCAUCGGAAUUUUCUAUGGAUCCAGAUAUCAAUUUGGCAGUUACGACCAAUGCAUGAAAGCACCGUGGCUGGAAACACACUCUGAAUAUCGAACAAAAUAUUGUCUUGCCGAUAUCAAGUUAUCUAAUGAAGAACAACAGGAAACCGUUAUUGUAGAUCCUCACAGUUCGGUGAAGACAUACCUAAACUCAAGGUCAAAAUAUGGGUUAACAUUUAGUGUUAUCACUUCUGGAGUGUGUGUUCCUGUGGAAUGUAACUCAAAAGCAAUUUCCAAAAUUGUUCAAAGUCUUUUUAAACAGUCGCAUCUUGGACUUACAAUGCCGAUUGCUGAAGUCACUAUUAAUCCAUGUGAGGUUUCUGGUGUUCAGAUGGAAUAUUCUAAGGAAUUUCAUUUUGUUAUGUAUGGUUUGGUCCUUAUUGCAGCAGCAACAAUCAUUUGCACAAUUUUGAAUACUUAUUUAAACCAUCAUAUCCGCACUAAUGUUGGAAAUAAGAUUAUCAAAGCAUUUUGUAUAAACGAAAAUAUAAAUUCGUUAUGGAAAAUGAAUGAUGACGAUUUAGCCUCAUUAAAUGGAAUAAGAUGCGUAGUCGGCGCUUUAGUGGUCAUACUGCAUGUAUGGUUUUUCAACAAUUUCAUUGGAUCUAUUAACCAUUUAGAUGUAGAUAAGGAUUAUGAAAAGUAUGACUUGAACUCUCUCUCACACGCUUCGCUCGUAGUCGACAACUAUCUCAUGAUAUCUGGAUUACUUCUGAUGAAGGGACUAAUGUUAGAGAAAUAUAACCCUUUUGUUACGUUACUGAAGCGAUACUUGAGAUUCAUUUGGACGUUAGCAGUGCUGCUCGCAAUAUCCAUCCACGUGGUGCCACACAUAGCUGACGGCCCGAUCUGGCAUAAGAUAAUGCAGCCACAGAUAGACAACUGUAAAAAAAAUUGGUGGAUUACUGCGCUGAUGCUUGGCAAUUAUGUCGACACUGCAAAUAUUUGUUAUCCCGUAUUGUGGACAGUGCCUUGUGAUUUUCAUCUAUCAAUCGUCGGAAUAUUACUAUUCACAUUGUACAAAAGGCAUCGUCGUAUUGGGUUUGCAGCUUUUGCAAUACUCUUCAUUGCAUCGAUAAUACUGCCCGGAGUUGUGACUUAUCAGAACAGAUUACCUGCAGUGCCUAUUCUUGAUAUAAGUGGUUUUAAGGACUAUCGUAAUCAUAUGUUGGAUAGCCCAACUUACAUGCAAAGUCACCUGCGAGCGGGCCCCUACUUAGUAGGUGUCGCUAUGGGAUACCUGAUUUCUAUAUACAAGUUAGACAAACGCAAAAACAUUAUCUCUCCGACGUAUUCUCUUAUAGGUUUCGUCGUAUCAUUUGGUAUAGCCUUAAAAAUAGUGGCGAUAGGUGGUAUUUUCCUAGAUAAAUCCCGGCCCUACAACGUAUGGGAGGCGACCUUAUUCGCCUCUUGUAACAGAAGCUUGUACGCUAUUGGUAUAGCUUGCUUGGUUGCAUUUUGCGAGUAUGGAGCAGUUCCGGCUAUUAGUGUUAUACUAAAAUCAGAAGUAUUUGUGGCACUUAGCAAGCUUUCCUACGGUACCUACCUCCUCCACAUGAUUCUCUAUUGUAAAGCUGUCGCAUCUACGAGAACUCCAUUGAAUCAUAGCAUGUACUUACUGUUUUUCAACGCAUCUGGUUUAUUCACAUAUUGCUCGACAGUCAGUUUGUUUUUUCAUCUUCUUUUCGAAGCUCCAAUGCGUAAAAUUCUUAAUAUUAUUUUUCAAACCAAAAUAAAUAAAAAUGACAGUGAAAUGAAAGUGCACGAAUGCAAUAACGGUGUAAGCAGCAAACAAAAGAAAACUUUGUAAAAAAAAUGCCACUUUGUUUCAAACUUCGUUUGCACAAAAGUUUUAGUCAUUGUUACACUUUGAAAGUUCUCCCUUUGUUGUAUUAAAAAAUUACAAACC
Bicyclus anynana (squinting bush brown) is the source of this 2562-nucleotide messenger RNA. Its product is annotated as O-acyltransferase like protein-like. The record is from RefSeq and is a predicted model, not a curated record. Lineage: Eukaryota; Metazoa; Arthropoda; Insecta; Lepidoptera; Nymphalidae. The coding region runs from base 334 to 2463 and encodes 709 amino acids. The transcript has 14 exons. Gene Ontology annotation, molecular function: acyltransferase activity, transferring groups other than amino-acyl groups.